AUGAACACCGCCGAACCCCAAAACACCAACACCUCCCCAACUCCCACACCACAAUUCGACAAGAGAUUCACCUCCUCCGAAAUCUUCUACUUCCACCACAUCAUCGACCCCGAAAACGCAACCCUCAAGUCCCAAGUCCUCGGGCCCAACCUCUCAAACACAUUCUCCCACAGCGAAGCAAGAACACGCCUCACACCCUACCGCAUAGGCGAUGCUCUCCGUCGCAAAACAACAGGCUUCCUCGCGCUCAUCCGCCCCGGCACAAACUCAACCCGCACGAUCCUCGCGUGGGCAGAGAGCGGACACGGACACAACCCCCACGGAGACUCCCUCGAAGCGAAGUCCACCGUUUUGGGAAACAAAGUCUGGACAGCUCGAGUAAUAAAACUAGCCAAGAAGAUGCGAAUAAACAUUGGCCAUCCAUACGACGGCCUAACCCGCGGCGGAAAAGUAGGUCUCUUCCGAGCGAGCCAUGUGGAAGUGAAACUUGCCGUGCACGCAGUCUACGUACUGCUCAAGAUAUUCAAUAUACCUACUAAAAGAGUCACGAAACGGGAGCUGGAGAAACUACGAGAGAAGAAGUGGCCCGAUGGGUCGCGGCCCAAGUUUGAGAUAUACUUUUCCAAAAAGAACUGUCCAGGCUGCGCUAAGUACGUGCGUCUGUUGGAGGAGUUGACCGGGGCGGAAAUCAAGUUAUGCUGGAAAGAUAGGCUAGUGAAGAUUGAGUAUGAGAUGGGCAAGAUGGGCGUGCCGCAGAAUCGAGAGGGAGAGACGGGAGGAGCGAGAGGUGGUGAGGUGGUGGAUCUGACGGAUGAGGCGGAGGAUGUGGUUGAGGUGACGCCCGAGCCGUUGGGGGCGUAUAUAAAUGGUUUGGCGUAUUGUGUUGGACAGAUGGGCUGUGAUGAGGGGAGGGUGAAGGGUGCGAUUGUUGGUUUGGCGAGAAUUGCGAGGAGACAGGCCGUGAGGGUUGAGGGACGAAGAGUUGAGAGGAUGGGAAGACGAGUGAUUGCAAGACCUACGACACCUGUUUCUGAGAAGACGUCCACUUGGUUGGCGACGCCGCCAUCUACAGAUAGGAGGAUACGAGGGAGACAGGCUUCACCUAUGGGGGUUGCAGAAACAAGGGGGCUAGGCAUGAGGGCGAGAUCACCUCGGUGUUAUUCAUUCACUAGUGGUGAUGUGAUGCCAAUGGGCAGAUGA
Molecule: messenger RNA, 1200 nt
Organism: Pochonia chlamydosporia 170
Lineage: Eukaryota; Fungi; Ascomycota; Sordariomycetes; Hypocreales; Clavicipitaceae
Exons: 1
Coding region: 1-1200 (399 amino acids)
Source: RefSeq, a predicted model, not a curated record